Cottoperca gobio is the source of this 1738-nucleotide messenger RNA. It is a transcript of the gene senp8, whose product is annotated as SUMO peptidase family member, NEDD8 specific. Gene Ontology annotation, biological process: proteolysis; protein deneddylation. Gene Ontology annotation, molecular function: cysteine-type peptidase activity; deNEDDylase activity. Lineage: Eukaryota; Metazoa; Chordata; Actinopteri; Perciformes; Bovichtidae. The coding region runs from base 398 to 1063 and encodes 221 amino acids. The record is from RefSeq and is a predicted model, not a curated record. The transcript is spliced from 2 exons.
UGCACGUAUUUAUAUUAACACUACACUGUGUGUGUUCUACAGGCUAUAAGUGCUGUUUUUCUGAGUUGUUUAGCUUCGUGUGUUGGAGGAAGCGGCGGUUAGCUAACUAGCUCAUGCUAACGUUUCAUCAGUGGGCUGCCUGUUGUCCAUGGUAAAAACUAAACGCACUGCAGUAAUGUGAUACCGUGACUCCGCAGUGGCAUCACCGGACACCGGCAGCCUGUAACGUUCGUGUGUCAGCGAUAAAACGCUAUUGUAAAUACUUUUGCAUAUCUCUUAAGAGGAGCCAGUUAACGUGUUUCAGUUAGUAACGUUAACGGUUCAUACCAACGAACCAAGAUGAAAACAUAACUGCAUCAUUCUGUGUUUAACGCCAACUAGACACUCUGACUGGAGGAUGGAUCCUGUAGUAGUAAGCUAUCAAGACAGCCUGUUGCGGCGCUCUGAUGUGUCUUUACUGGAAGGGCCUUACUGGCUCAAUGACCAAGUCAUCGGUUUUGCCUUUGAAUACUUUGCUGCCGAGCGCUUUAGAGUCCUGGGGGAGACCCUCACCUUCAUCAGCCCGGAGGUCACCCAAUUCAUCAAGUGUGCUUCCUGCCCGACUGAGUUAGCAAUUUUCCUGGAGCCGCUGGAUCUGGCUUCUCGUCACUGGGUCUUCCUAGCUGUCAACGACAACUCCAACCAGACCGCCGGUGGAUCCCACUGGAGCCUUUUGGUCUACCAUCACAUCUCCAACCACUUUGCACACUAUGACUCUCAAAACGGCAGCAAUUCACUGCACGCACGACGCAUCGCCCGCAAUUUAGAGCCUUUUUUGGGUUCGGGGAGGAAAGCACUGUUUGUGGAGGAGCCCUGCCCAUCGCAGAAGAACAGCUAUGACUGCGGUAUGUAUGUUAUCUGUAUCGCAGAGGCCUUGUGUGAGAAGGCCAGGGUGGAGAGCUCCCCACGCCUUCCUGUGCAAAUCAUCACCCCGGCCUACAUCACUCAGAAGAGGGCUGAGUGGUGCAGACUGAUCCAGAGUCUAGCUCAGAAUGACCUCUGCUGCGCUCUGUCCUUUCCUUAGCACGUCGGUUGGCCCUCACUAUAUGCAGAACAGCCUCUACAUAUCUACUGCUGGAGCAUCUGAAUGCAUUCCUUCAAAACCGUAUAUAACUCCAUGUGAAAUAUAUUUAUGUUACAGUCUCUAUCAUACUCCAUAAUAGAACAAGAUAACUCAAGGUUACAAAUCUUUAAUUGAACACUUGGUGUCAUGUUUAUGCCUUGUAUAUGCACAGCAACAUACAAUAUGUAAACCUGAACACCAGCAUGCCUAUAAAGGAAUGUACUCCCAUGUACAUAUUAAGUGAGGAUGGAGAAUAUGUCAAAGACGUGGCACAGACUUUUAUUUUUUCCGUUGUAUUAGUUUCGGCGAAUGUAGAAAUGUUUACACAGAUUAUUGCUCAGGGUCAUUUUAAAUGUAACUAGAAUUGACAAUAAGAAUGUGAAUCUGAACUUCAUGUGACAUGUUCAUUCUGUUUCUCAGUUUGAACAUCAGGCGUUAUGUCUACAACUGCAGACUUUUAGUUUUGAAACAUUUUUAAGAAGAUUGCUGUAAGAGGGUAAGACAUGCGUUGUGUGUUGUGACUGUUCAUGGUACAAAGGGCAAUGUUGAGUGGGGGAAUCUUUGAUCUGUUCUCAUGAAAAGCAACUCAAACUCAUUGUCUGUCUGUUCUAAUAAAUUUUAUGGUACAAAAUGGUA